Messenger RNA from Erpetoichthys calabaricus (reedfish), 1765 nucleotides. Its product is annotated as gastrula zinc finger protein XlCGF26.1-like. The record is from RefSeq and is a predicted model, not a curated record. Lineage: Eukaryota; Metazoa; Chordata; Cladistia; Polypteriformes; Polypteridae. The coding region runs from base 1 to 1734 and encodes 577 amino acids. Gene Ontology annotation, molecular function: RNA polymerase II cis-regulatory region sequence-specific DNA binding; DNA-binding transcription factor activity, RNA polymerase II-specific. Gene Ontology annotation, biological process: regulation of transcription by RNA polymerase II. The transcript is spliced from 2 exons.
AUGAAUAUCAUAGAGGAGAGGACCAUAAAUGUUAAAGAGGAGGACUGUGAGUGGGAGAGUGUCCACCCCAAACAGGAGAGUCUGGAAAUCAAGGAAGAGGACCAUGAGCUGGGGUUAGUGAGUAUUAAAGAGGAGGAUAAAGAUGAGUGUGUCAGCACUGAGAUACACAACUGUAGGAGUAUGGAGAGUGUCAAGGAAGAUGACCUUCAUUAUGGACAUCAAGAUGGAGCAGUGACCGGAUUAGUCUCUUCUUAUAGCAGACACUCUUCAUCUCUGGAGUCUUCUAUCAAUGUAAAAUAUGAAUCACUACAGUCUGACACAAAGGGGACUGAGGAUGUUUCAUCUCCUAGAAGUCAGCGAGAUCAGCCACCACCACCUACAACAUCAGCUAAAACAAGAAUCAAUCUUCACUGCCAUUCUGAAUGUGGUAAACAGUUUUCAAUAAAAUGUAGUCUUCAAAGCAACCGAAGACUUCACACAGCAGAGAAGCCAUAUUGCUGUUCUGAAUGUGGUAAACAGUUUUCACAAAGAUUACAGCUUCAAAGGCACCAACGAUUUCACAUAGGAGAGAAUCUGUAUUACUGUUCUGAAUGUGGUAAAAAGUUUAUGCAGAGAAGCCAUCUUCAGACCCACCAAAGAAUUCACUCAGGAGAGAAGCCGUAUUGCUGUUCUGAAUGUGGUAAACAGUUUUCAGAUAGAAGCAGUUUUCAGCGCCACAAAAUAAUUCACACAGGACAGAAGCCGUAUUGCUGUUCUGAAUGUGGUAAAAAGUUUACACAGAGAAGCAGUCUUCAGAAACAUCACAGAAUCCACACAGGAGAGAAACCAUAUUGCUGCCUUAAAUGUGAUAAACAAUUCUCUCAUACUAGUUAUCUUCAGACACACAUUAAAACUUGCAAAGCAGAGAAGUCAUAUUGCUGUGCUGAAUGUGGUAAAAAGUUUUCACAGAAAGGCCAUCUUCAGAACCACCAAAAAAUUCACAGAAGGGAGAAGUCAUAUUGCUGUUCUGAAUGUGGCAAAAUGUUUUCAUGGAGAAGCAGUCUACUGAGCCACCAAAGAAUUCACUCAGGAAAGAAGCCAUAUUGCUGUUCUGAAUGUGGAAAAACAUUUUCACAGAGAGGCAAUCUUCACACCCACCAAAGAAUUCACUCAGGAGAGAAACCAUAUUGCUGUUUUGAAUGUGGUAAACAGUUUUCAGAUGGAAGCAGUUUUCAGCGCCACAAAGUAAUUCACACAGGACAGAAGCUGUAUUGCUGUUCUGAAUGUGGUAAAAAGUUUUCACAGAGAAGCAAUCUUCAGGGCCACCAAAGAAUUCACACAGGAGAGAAGCCAUAUGAGUGUUCUGAAUGUGGUAAAACGUUUUCACAAAGAUUGCAGCUUCAAAGACAUCAAAGAUUUCACACAGGGGAGAAUCUGUAUGACUGUUCUGAAUGUGGUAAAAAGUUUAUACAGAAAGGCCAUCUUCAGAACCACCAAAGAAUCCACACAGGGGAGAAGCCAUAUGACUGUUCUGAAUGUGGUAAAAAGUUUUCAUGGAGAAACAGUCUUCAUAUCCACCAAAGAAUUCACAGAAGGGAGAAGCCAUUUUGCUGUUCUGAAUGUGGUGAAAAGUUUUCACUGAGAAGCUCUCUUCAGAAACAUCAAAUAAUUCACACAAGAGAGAAAAAACUGACAAACUCCCCCACCUUGUCCACAGAUGCUAAGCAGCAGAAGAAACAAUUAAAAAAAGUUUGAUGGAAACAAAAAGAAGUAAUUGGGGAAACUA